Drosophila biarmipes is the source of this 463-nucleotide messenger RNA. RefSeq names its product 39S ribosomal protein L33, mitochondrial (gene mRpL33). The record is from RefSeq and is a predicted model, not a curated record. Gene Ontology annotation, biological process: translation. Bases 103 to 297 code for a protein of 64 amino acids. The transcript has 3 exons. Gene Ontology annotation, cellular component: mitochondrion. NCBI's taxonomy places the organism in Eukaryota, Metazoa, Arthropoda, Insecta, Diptera, Drosophilidae.
GGCAGAGUCAGCUGUUUCCGCAUUUAUCGCUUAGCUUGCACAACAAUUUUGCGGCGUUUUUCCAGAAAUUGAAGGAGUUUUCCCCCGUUUUCCUGAAACAAAAUGCGUCUGACGAACGUUUUAUUCAAGAAAGUGAAGAGCAAGCGGAUCAUGGUUGUGCUGGAGAGUGUGGUCAGCGGACACCAGUACAAUGCCUUUCGCGACCGUCUGGCCGAGAAGUUGGAGAUAAUUCGCUUCGACCCGUACAUUCAAAAGGAGAGUCUCUAUCGCGAACGCAAGAAAAUCCGCAGCGCCUAAGGAAAUUGCCUUGAAUGUCCCGCUUUUCCCGUCUUAGUUAGUGCAAAUAAAAUACAAAACACUUAAACAAAUCGAUAUAUUAUAUAUAGUACAAGUGAUUGGGCUUCCAGCAAAACUUGAGGAUUACAAAAAUAAUUAAAACUUGGCCUAUGGACUAUGGAUAUCA